CCUUUUUGUUUUAUCUUUCAAUUUUUUUAAUUCCUUUUUUAAUUUAUAUUUCUAUACUUUGACUUGCUUUUGUAUUGAUUUACUUGAUCUAACUAAUAAGGUUCUCUCACCGAAAAGCAGAAAAAUAAUGUUCAAGUGGCGAGAUCUACUAUUCCUUUCAUUACUAUUUUUAUGUCUGAUUCAACUUACUUCAGCACAACAUGACCAUGCCACCAUGGGAAUGGAUGAGCCAGUACCAGCAUUCAAUGCAACAGGUGAUGAGUUGAUGUCCUAUGCUUUAUUUCCUGAAAAGAAGGGCUAUUUCUAUAUUCAUGUCGCAAUGAUGGUGAUAGCCUUUUGGGUGCUUAUGCCUAUUGGUAUCAUGUUGGGCAUAGCAAAAUCUUCAUUUCACGUACCUGUCCAGUUAUUAGCUUUCUGCUUUGCAAUGGCAGGUUUCUUCUUUGCACAACUCUAUGGUCAUUCGACGCCGCACCUUUAUAAAGGCAAUUCUCACCAUACACUCGGCUGGAUUCUUUUUUUAUUUAUGCUUAUUCAAAUGAGUGUGGGUGUUGUACGCAAAAUAGCCAAUGCAGUAGGCAGAAGAUCCAGCAAUGCUUACGAACGACUACAGGAAGUACAGCAACGUGAAUUUAUCCGUAGCGGAACAUCAUCUUCCUCGUCGGAUCAUCAAAGUGAAGCAAGCGGUGAUACUCUCCACAUGAAUGAAUUUGAUUUAGACAAGCAGGAAUAUAGACGGUCUUCUAAUCCUGAGAUUAACAAUGCGAACCACUCUACUGAUUAUGAAGAUGAUCCAGAAGGCGCAGAAGAAAACGAUCAGCUGGUAUCGUCCUUGAAUGACAAUCGCAGCAAAGUUGUCUUUGAGAAAGAGCCAGUCACCAUGCGUUUGUUCAACUUAGCCUCACCUUAUAUACCCAGUAUUGUUAAAGACGGCUUUGUGAUGCUUGCAUAUAACCCGUUUACAAAGGUUGUCUGUCGAUAUUUCCAUAUGAUAAUGGGCAGAACAUUCAUUGUUCUGAUUUUCGUUCAGACGCUGAGCGGUCUCGUUGUUUACCAUGGUGUUUGCAGAUCUUGGGAAGUCCUGGGCUGUAUUGCACAUCUAAUCAAAGGUGGCAUAUUCUUCUUUUACGGUAUGGGCACUUUUGGCCGAUAUUUGGGUGCCUUUGCAAAUCGCGGAUGGGCUUGGAAUAAGGUAGAAGGUGCAUCUGGCUUCAGUUUUGAAAUGGUUGAAUGUAGUCUCAUCUUUGUAUAUGGUAUCACAAACACUUGGAUGGAACAUUUUGGUCAAGAUUCUGCUUGGACUCACAAAGAUUUGGAACAUGCUAGUUUAGCAUUCAUGUGGUGGUGGUGUGGCUUAGUUGGAAUUCUUGUGGAGAGUAGAGCAGUGAGACGUCUGUUAGAGCGUACUAUUUUGACAAAUACGAAUAAUACAACAGUAGACAGGGAAGGGUAUUCGUGGAAUCCUUUCCCAGCUUUGACCGUUCUUAUGACGGGCAUUUCAAUGGGAAAUCACCACCAGGAUACAGCUUAUUCUUCGAAUAUACAUUACAUGUGGGGUCUACUACUAGCUACAGCAGCUUUGUGCAGAUUUAUUACUUAUAUCACAUUGUAUCGUAACCCACCCAAAGAUUCUCAACCAACCAGACCACCUAGUGAACUCGUCGGUGCUUUCUUGUUAACUGCAGGAUCUAUUUUGUUCAUGGCUUCUAAUUCUGGCACAUUAUUAUGGUUGCGCCGUAAUAAUGUUGAUUCCAUGUUUUUGAUGAAUGUUUGUGUUGCAUUUACAUCUAUAACCUUGACGUACGUGGCCACAUUAAUGGUGAUCAAAGCCUGGUCAGAGAAACGAGAGUGGAACAAAAGGCAAGCUCGACAAAGCACGAUAGAAUCAUUCUAGACCUUGUUUUUGCUGUCCAAUGUUGAUAUUUGAUUAUGAUGCGUACUCUGCUUUCUGUUUCCUAAAACUAAUCUUAAUAUUUAUGAUGACUCUACUUACUAUACUCUAAUAUUCCUGUACUUUCACUUCCUAUAAUACUUACUUGUUAAUAAAAUAUUCUCGAUGAUCGAUUAUUACGAUACUUAUAUUGAUUUCAGCAUAUUUUCUCAUGCUUAUGAUGGUUGUAUCUGCGUGAAUAUAUUGUCUAGCUGACUAUCUAGGGCAGCAGGCCAAGAUUUGCUGGGGAAGAAUUCCUGUCAACGUUGGCUUAGGGAUCAGGGAGACUGAAGGGAAACGGUCUGCAAUUCUUCAAUGAAAUUUCC
Messenger RNA from Mycotypha africana, 2253 nucleotides. RefSeq lists its product as uncharacterized. The transcript is spliced from 3 exons. The record is from RefSeq and is a predicted model, not a curated record. Bases 128 to 1891 code for a protein of 587 amino acids. Lineage: Eukaryota; Fungi; Mucoromycota; Mucoromycetes; Mucorales; Mycotyphaceae.